GUGUCACUGCUGCUCCAUGCCACAUGCCUUUGAGCACAUCGGUCUGCUCCAUGCACAGCUGGAAAGCUCUUCUGCUGCCUCGUUCACCACUGAGUGUUGAUAAUGUUGCCCUCGUUGCAUUUUACUGUCGUCAUCUGCCUCCUGCAAGUCCUCUGCAUCACUGCUGACAUCGACAGCGGCACCUUCCUGAUCUACAACGUUGACCACAACAGGUGCGUAAAGGUGGAGAGCCCAACCUCCCUUACAGCCGUCCCUUGCAACCCUCGUGCCAAGGACCAGCAGUUUCGCUGGGCUUCGGAGUCCCGCAUCCUCAGCAUCUCUCAUAAGCUGUGUCUGGGUGCCACGGAGAUCAAAGACUGGGUGAAGGUGGCCCUCUCCGAGUGCGACGAGAACAACAUCCUGCAGCACUGGCAGUGCAAGAACGACACCCUGUUUGGCUUGAAAGACGAGGACCUGCACCUCAACUACGGCAACUUCCAUGAGAGGAGCAUAAUGAUCUACAAAGGCUCGGGAGUCUGGAGUCGCUGGAGGAUAUACGGCACUCGGAAUGACCUCUGCUCAAAGGGCUUUCAAGAGAUUUUCACCAUUGGAGGUAAUUCCUUUGGAGCACCUUGUCAGUUUCCUUUCAAGUACGGCGAUAAUUGGUACUCCGAAUGCACAAAGGAUGCACGUGCAGAUGGACUGCUGUGGUGUGGCACAGACAGAGACUAUGACAAGAGCAAGAAGUGGGGGUUUUGUCCUACUAAAGACUCCGCUGGCUGGGACACUGAGCCAGUCACGGGGGCCCAGUAUCAAAGGAACUUGCAGUCAGUGUUGACCUGGCAUCAAGCCAGGAAGAGCUGCCAGCAGCAGGGAGCAGACCUCCUCAGCAUCGUGGAGCUCCAUGAGCAGUCAUAUAUCUCAGGGUUAACAAGUCAUUUGGGAGCGCCUCUUUGGAUUGGACUGAACAGCCUGACGUCUGAGACUGGAUGGCAGUGGAGCAAUGGAAACCCAUUCAGGUAUCUGAACUGGGCUCCAGGUCAUCCCUCGUCGGAGCCCGGGCACUCCUGUGCGACGCUGAAUCCUGCAAAAGCUUCAAAAUGGGAAACCAGUGCCUGCUCUAAGAAACUUGGCUUCAUCUGUCGCAGGGGAAACUCAACCAGUCUGCCUCCACCACCAAGCAAGGAGCCCAGCUUCUGCCCCAAUCACUGGGUCCCCUACGCAGGAAACUGCUACUACUUGGAGAGGAGUAAAAAGAUGUGGAAAGAUGCUCUGGCUGCAUGCCGCAAGGAGGAGGCAGAUCUGGCCAGUAUACACAAUAUAGAGGAACAAAGCUUCAUUAUCUCUCAGUCUGGAUAUUUGUCGACUGAUGUCCUCUGGAUCGGCCUGAAUGACCAGCGGAGCCACAUGCUGUUUGAAUGGUCCGAUAACUCCGACGUCACCUUCACCCAGUGGCUGAGCAGCGAGCCCUCUCACUCCGCCAGCUUCCAAGAAGACUGCGUCCUCAUCAGGGGGAAGGAUGGGAAGUGGGCAGAUCACAUCUGUGAGAAGACGUACGGUUACAUCUGUAAGAAGAAAGGAUCCACCAAGACAGCUGAAGGGAUCCAGGAAGACGUCAACCCAGGAUGCGUAACUGGCUCUGUCAGGUUCGGUUCAUAUUGUUACAACAGCGGAGUGGAAACAAAAACGUUUGAAGAGGCAAAGCAGGCGUGCUCACAGGCUGGGGCCAGUCUGGUGGAUAUAACUGACAGAUAUGAGAAUGCUUUCUUGGUGAGUUUAGUGGGUUUGAGGCCAGAGAAGUAUUUCUGGAUGGGUCUUUCCAACACAGACGACAAAAGCACGUUCAAGUGGACGGUGAGAAGAAAAGUUACCUUCACUCAUUUCAAUGCAGGAAUGCCAGACAGACAUCAGGGAUGUGUUGCAAUGACAACUGGGAUGUUUGCCGGGCUUUGGGACGUCAUCAGCUGCAGCAGGAAGGAGAACUAUAUCUGCAAGAAGGGGGCCGAGGGUGUGCACAUGACAACAGUUCCACCCACCACUCCGACCCUGAACUGUGCGUCCAGCUGGAACCCUGUCGCUGGCAGAAACGCCUGCUACAAGUUUUACAAGAACGCAAACAACGUCAAGAAGACUUGGCAGGAAUCCAAUGACUUCUGCCAGGCCAUUGGAGGAACCCUGAUGAGCAUUCACAGUUCGGAUGACCUGAGGUUGUACAGAGGUGAGCCAGCUUGGAUAGGCCUCACCUACCGUGGCGUGCGUGAAGGUUUUGUCUGGAGUGAUGGAUCGCCUUUCGCCUAUGAGAACUGGGGACACGGGGAACCAAACAACCACAAUGACAAUGAACUCUGCACAGAGAUCCAGUUGUACGGCGGUUAUGGACAGCAUUGGAACGAUCGGCACUGCGACGCCUACAACAACUGGAUCUGCCAGAUACGUAAAGGAGUGGAACCCAAACCUGAGCCUGUAAUUGUGGAACCAGUAUACAACAAAACAGAUGACGGGUGGCUGAUAUAUAACGACACGCAGUACUUCAUCAACAAUGAUAAACUGGCGAUGGAACAUGCUCGAGCCUACUGCAGGACAAACUUCGGUGAUCUUGCCGUCAUCACAGGAGAAAGCGAGAGGAAGUUUCUUUGGAAACAGAUAUCUAGAGGCUCACACGGACAGUACUACAUUGGCAUGACAGUGAACUUGGAUAAAUCAUUUAGCUGGUUAGAUGGGACUCCAGUGACGUAUACUGCAUGGGAGCACAAUGAGCCUAACUUCGCAAACAACGAUGAAAACUGUGUCACAAUGUACAUGAGCAUGGGAUACUGGAAUGAUAUCAAUUGUGGUUUGGAGUUCCCCUCCAUUUGUAAAAGAAGCAGCCAUUCAAUCAAUACAACAAUGGUCCCAACCACAGUUCCUAAAGCAGGAUGUGCGCCAGAGUGGCUGUCUUUCCAAAGUAAGUGCUACAAAAUAGUCACAGGGAAGGACAAUAAGAACUGGCAGGACGCAAGGAAAUACUGCCACGACCAGGGAGGGAAUCUGGUUUCUAUCCUGAAUGACAGAGAGCAAGCAUUCCUAACAACACAGAUGCUCCACCACAACCAAGACUUGUGGAUUGGCAUGAAUGACGUCAACUGGGAAAUGCAUUUUGUGUGGACAGACGGCAGAGCCAUUAAGUACACCAACUGGGCCAAAGGGCACCCAACAUCAGCACCCGAUGGUCGCUAUUUUAUGGAAGAGGCGUUUGACUGUGUGAUGAUGGUGGGGAGCGUCUCCAAAAUAAUAGGACAAUGGAAGGUAGAGGACUGCAACACAAAUCUCGGCUUCAUCUGCAAGAGGAACGGCGAUUCUCAGAUCGCAGUGGCACCUACCACCGUGCCACCAAAUGCCUUCUACAAGCUUGGCAAUGAUUCCUACAAACUGGUGGCUCAGAAGAUGAAAUGGGAUGAAGCUCGGAGGCAAUGCCAAGCAGAUGAUGCUGAUCUGGCCAGUAUCUUGAACCCCGUAACCCAGGCGUACGUCACGCUGCAGAUCUCUAAGCUCAAUCAGUCUGUUUGGAUUGGCCUCAACAACAAUUUGAGUGGGGGUCGCUUCAAGUGGGUUGAUGGCUGGCCUCUGUCUUACACCUUUUGGGGCAGAAAUGAACCCAAAAACAACUACGGCUGUGUUUAUGUAGAUGUGGACAAAUUAUGGAAGACGGCACCUUGUACCAACACAUACUAUUCCCUUUGCAAAAAAUCAACAGACAUAGCUCCCACUGAGCCCCCUCAGCUCCCUGGCAGAUGUCCAGAAUCUAAGGGUAACAGCUGGAUACCUUUCAGAGGCCAUUGUUAUUCAUUUUUCACCUCACAAUCAGUGAAUUGGCCCUUCGCCUCAGUGGAAUGUCUAAAAUUGGGCGCCUCUCUACUCAGCAUCCAGGACCCUGCUGAGAAUCUGUUCAUACAACAGAACUUGGAGCUUCUGCAGGAUGGUGCUAAAAGUUUCUGGAUUGGUCUGUACAAGACUAAUAAUGAUGACUGGAUGUGGGUCGAUAACACUGUUGUAGACUAUACCAACUGGAAGAAAGAAAUGCCAAAGUCAGACAUGUGUGUUCAUGUAAAUUCUGACAGCGGACAGUGGAGUACGGACAGCUGCAGGAGAUACUCGGCUUUCAUUUGCAAAAUGCCAAAAGUUGUCACACCGACAGAAAAACCUACAGCUGCUGCACAAAUUAAAGAACCUUCACAUGGCUCUGCCGGCAUCCCUGUUGCGGUGGUCCUCAUUAUGAUUGCCUUAGUUGGAUUCGGUGCCUUCAUCCUCCUCCGGAAACGAAUACCCUCCCCAAUGCUGGGAGAAUCCACGUUUGACAACAAAUUGUAUUUCAACAAUCCAAUUCGAGCUCCUGUCGACGCCAAAGGUCUGGUGGUCAACAUAGAGCAAAAUGAGCAGGCAUAGCCGGAUUCCGGAGGAGUGAUAGCCAACAAAAUCAUGUCAAACAAUACCAGCAGAUCUUGUCAACUUUUUUUUUGAUCACUUUAUUAGGAAACUGGAUCUCAAGCAAACCCUGUGCUGUUUUGUUUGCUUGUUUGUUUCUGUUUAACACUGAAUUGUGUGCUGUGAAAUUAUUAUAUAAUAAUUAACAUAAGCAAAACAGAGGAUUUGGGACAAAACCUUCUGUGUAUACAAAAAAACAUUAAUGCAGUUUGUGAAAUGUUUGCAGAUAUUUUGAUUUUACUUUCAGAAAUCAGUUUACCCAACGUCAUUUGCAUGAGAAAAAUCAGAAGAUGUCAGAUCAACCAAGUUGCUAUUUUAUGUUUUUUCUGCUCUGGUCUUUGAUAUUGUAAAUAAAUGUCCAGUCAAUAAUAAUAUAGUUAAAUUGUCCUAUUUUCACGUUUCACUUUUAUGAUUUCCUACUCCGACUAAAAAUAGUAAUUUUGUACACAAAUUGCGGAAAAACAGUCAUGAAUCAAAACCCUACCAUACGGCACAGACUGUAUUUGUACUAAUAAAUGUAAAUAAUCAGACUUUAUUAAUGCCCUUGGAGAUUAUUCAUUUUUUCCAUAUUGAGCCACCCUGUCUCUGGGAUGGAGCCACACUGAAUCAUUCUGAGGGAGCUGAAGGGGGUCAAGGGUCACAGUGGCGACCCAUCGAUUUUGAUAUAUGAACUUGUGAAUUCCCGAUCCAAAGUCUGCUUCUCUGACCUCUUGGUUUGUGAUGUGAAGUGAACAAUGAUAAAUGAUUGUAGUAGUGCCACGAAUCAAUGUCCUCAACACGUUGCACAUUUUUAAAACACAAUUCACAGGGAUGGGAGUGCUUCAGGUUGUCGGAAUUUAGAAACUCAAAUGGCAAAUUUCAUCAGUACAAUGAAUAAAUGAAGCCCUGCUAAAUAAUCUAUUUAAAUUGUUUCAGUAAUUGUUGUGUGACCAGCCGUUUUCAACAGAUUACAGUCAGGUUGGCACCAAUCCAAGUCGGCCCUGGCCAACUUGGCACCGCCCCCGGGUUACAGUCAAGUCACCAUCAAAGCCAAGUUGGCAUCUCGCCAAGUCGGCAUCAAGCCAAUUCGGCCUCGCGGAGGGUUCUCAAGUGGCCG
Messenger RNA from Salarias fasciatus (jewelled blenny), 5536 nucleotides. RefSeq names its product macrophage mannose receptor 1-like. The transcript is spliced from 30 exons. The coding region runs from base 103 to 4401 and encodes 1432 amino acids. NCBI's taxonomy places the organism in Eukaryota, Metazoa, Chordata, Actinopteri, Blenniiformes, Blenniidae. The record is from RefSeq and is a predicted model, not a curated record.